Messenger RNA from Alternaria burnsii, 600 nucleotides. RefSeq lists its product as uncharacterized. The transcript is spliced from 3 exons. NCBI's taxonomy places the organism in Eukaryota, Fungi, Ascomycota, Dothideomycetes, Pleosporales, Pleosporaceae. Gene Ontology annotation, molecular function: protein deglycase activity. Gene Ontology annotation, biological process: protein deglycation, glyoxal removal; guanine deglycation, glyoxal removal. The record is from RefSeq and is a predicted model, not a curated record. Bases 1 to 600 code for a protein of 199 amino acids. Gene Ontology annotation, cellular component: nucleus; cytosol.
AUGCCGAGAGCUCUGAUACUGGUUGCAGAUGGAUCCGAGGAGAUUGAAUUCGUCACGCCUUACGACGUCUUGACCCGCGCUGGCUUCGAAGUAAAAUCAGCUGGUGUAUCCCUCAAGAACAAGACUUAUGCACACCUAUCACGCAACAUCCGCAUCGUGCCCGAUUACCAAGAACUCUCAUCCGUUCCGGGAUAUGUGAGUGAGCAUUACGACGUGUUGAUAUUGCCCGGUGGCGCACCAGGAGCAAAGACCUUUUGCGGAGACAAUACUGUCUUGGAUCUUAUCAACGAUUUUCGAAAGAAGGCGAACUGGGUUGCAGCAAUUUGCGCCGCAACGACUGCGCUUGUUGCCGCGCAUAAGAGGGAUGAUGGUACAGGGGAGGUCAAGACGACGGUUACUAGUCAUCCGAGCGUGAAGGACGAGGUGGUGCAGGCUGGGUGGCAGUAUUCUGAGGAUAGAGUCGUGGUUGAUCAACGUGUCAUUACGAGUCGGGGACCAGGGACUGCAAUACUUUUCGCGCUUACCAUUGUGGAGGAGCUCUGUGGGAAGGAGAAGAGGGAUGAGGUUGCUGGGCCGAUGAUUGUUGCUAAGACGCUUUGA